This is a messenger RNA of Hyphopichia burtonii NRRL Y-1933, 357 nucleotides long. RefSeq names its product protein transporter (gene TIM8). NCBI's taxonomy places the organism in Eukaryota, Fungi, Ascomycota, Pichiomycetes, Serinales, Debaryomycetaceae. The transcript has a single exon. The record is from RefSeq and is a predicted model, not a curated record. Bases 19 to 291 code for a protein of 90 amino acids.
CUUAUUUAUACAUUGACGAUGUCUUCGAUUUCUACUGCUGCUUUGCAAAACCUUGACGAAUCUUCAAGAAAGGAGAUCAUGCAAUUUGUUGAAUCUGAAAAUUCCAAAUCAAAGGUUCAAAUGUCUAUUCACAACUUCACUGAUAUGUGCUUCAAGAAAUGCAAUAAGGACAAACCAAUACUCAGUGCUGAUUUAAACAGUGGUGAAGAGCAAUGUUUAACUAAUUGCUUGAACAGAUUCUUGGAUACCAAUAUCAGAGUGGUUCAAGCUUUACAAGGAGUUCAAAAAUAGAUUUCCUACGAUCAUAUAUAUUAAAUAGUUGUACAUUCCUUUAAUCUUGUAAAUAUACAUUCCGGU